Messenger RNA from Lasiosphaeria miniovina, 1575 nucleotides. RefSeq names its product pyridoxal phosphate-dependent transferase. The coding region runs from base 1 to 1575 and encodes 524 amino acids. Lineage: Eukaryota; Fungi; Ascomycota; Sordariomycetes; Sordariales; Lasiosphaeriaceae. Gene Ontology annotation, biological process: L-glutamate catabolic process. The record is from RefSeq and is a predicted model, not a curated record. The transcript has 6 exons. Gene Ontology annotation, cellular component: cytosol. Gene Ontology annotation, molecular function: glutamate decarboxylase activity; pyridoxal phosphate binding.
AUGGUCCACCUCAGCACCAUCCCGUCCGAGGACGAGAUCGAUGACAAGCUCGUCGAGAGCGUCAAGAAGGCCCAUCUACAGCUUGUCAACGACGAGGAUGCCUUCACCACCAGCGUCUACGGCUCCAGGUUUGCCGCCCUCGACCUGCCCAGGCACGAGAUGCCCGAGAGGGAGAUGCCCAAGGAGGUCGCAUAUCGCAUGAUCAAGGAUGAGCUUAGUCUCGACGGUAACCCCAUGCUGAACUUGGCUUCGUUUGUCACGACUUACAUGUCACUGACAGCCGCGCAGGAGGAAGAAGCCGAGAAGCUCAUGGCCGAGUCCUUCUCCAAGAACUUCAUCGACUACGAGGAGUACCCCCAGUCGGCAGACAUACAGAACCGAUGCGUGUCCAUGAUCGGCCGCCUGUUCAACGCGCCAGUCGGCUCCGACCACGCAACCAAGGGCGCAGUAGGCACGUCCUGCGUCGGCAGCUCUGAGGCCAUAAUGCUGGCCGUGCUGGCCAUGAAGAAGCGCUGGAAGAACAAGCGCGUGGCCGCAGGCAAGUCGACCGACAAGCCCAACAUCAUCAUGUCCUCGGCCGUGCAGGUCUGCUGGGAGAAAGCCGCCCGCUACUUUGAGGUGGACGAGAAGCUCGUCUACUGCACCCAGGAACGAUACGUCAUCGACCCCGAGGAGACGGUCAACCUUGUCGACGAGAACACCAUUGGCAUCUGCGCCAUUCUGGGCACUACCUACACGGGGGAGUACGAAGACGUCAAGGCCGUUAACGAUCUGCUGGUGAGGAAGGGGCUCGACAUCCCCAUUCACGUCGAUGCGGCUAGCGGCGGGUUCGUUGCUCCGUUCGUCGUUCCGGACCUUGAGUGGGAUUUCCGUCUGGAGAAGGUUGUCUCAAUCAACGUUUCCGGCCACAAGUACGGCCUCGUAUACCCCGGCGUCGGCUGGGUUGUAUGGCGUAGCGCCGAAUACCUGCCGAAAGAGCUCGUCUUCAACAUCAACUAUCUUGGCGCCGACCAAGCAUCGUUCACGCUAAACUUCAGCAAAGGCGCCAGCCAGGUCAUUGGGCAGUACUACCAGCUGAUCCGCCUCGGCAAGCACGGAUACCGUGCCAUCAUGAGCAACUUGACGCGGACGGCCAACUACCUAUCCGACUCGCUCGAGGCCAUGGGCUUCAUCAUCAUGUCCAAGAAGUCGGGAGAGGGGCUGCCUCUUGUAGCGUUCCGCCUCACGCCCCAAGAAGACCGAAACUACGACGAGUUUGCCUUGGCACACCAGCUUCGUGUGCGCGGAUGGGUUGUGCCGGCCUACACAAUGGCGCCCAACACCGAAAACCUCAAGAUGCUGCGCGUCGUGGUGCGCGAGGACUUUACGCGCAGCCGCUGCGACAAUCUGAUUGCCGACAUCAAGCUCGGCCAGCAGCUGCUCGAACAGAUGGACCGUGACAGCAUCAAGAAGCAGCAGGACUUUAUUCACAAGAACCACACGGCCAGCGGCAAGGCAACCCACAACCACCCCAAGUACCGGAAGGAGACGCACUCUAUCCAGGGCAGGACCGGCAAGACGCACGCCAUUUGCUAA